AGAGGAGUCGCCCCCUGCUGGCUGUUAGAAAGAACGACAGUUUAAGGGUCUUCAUUGCAUUGGCUUCACUUCUCAGCCCACUGGAUUAUACUCACAACACCAAUCUUACAUCAAACACCAGGGACGAAUAAGUAGAUUUGUAGAUUUAACCUUCAGGAAACUGUUAAUGGAGAAUGACAAUGAGGAUUUAAGAUUUAUUCUGACUUAUUGACUGAAUAGGAAUCAGAGAGAGAUAGAGAGAGAGAGAUGGCCAUCUGCCCAUCAGUGUUGGCGGGACAGCUGACUAUGGUUGCCACAACAAACAUACUUGAUGCGUGUCUCUCUCUCUCUCUGCUGGUUCAUGUUUUGCUUCCUCUUGCACUCAGCCCUCCGUUGUGUUGUGUAUUCAUGCACGUGUCCACUCUCGUCUUAUCAAACUAAGAGCUGCCCUGUGGUUGACGGCUACGCCAGCUGUAAACCACACACACACACCCAUUUGCACACAAUUGAAAUCAAAUAAAACACACACAAGCUCACAUAAAACACGUGCACACGACAAACCAAGGGAACAUAAAGUGUUUUUGUUUUUUUCAACAUCAAUAAUGCAGUUAACUAAUUCACAUCUACUUGAAGAGUGACUCAGGGUAAAAAAAACAGUCUAAAAAUAGAUGGAGCGUCUUAUAAAUAGUCUUAACUGAGCAGUGUAGCUUCACCUCGUUGCCCCACGCUGACACUGUCACUUUGGCCUUGACAUUGAUCGUAGCCAGCCAGACUAAGAGGCAGUGACAAGGUGGUGUUACAUAAGGGGUGUUUUUGCUCAAUAUUAAGCAUUGCUUUUAUGCUUUAUUAUCAACAUAGUUUUUCCCAGUUCUCCUCAUCCUGGAGGCAUGUAGCUUCUCAUUAUUGCCUCAAACAGAUGGCCGGGUAUCGACACCCUAAGAGCCAGGUCAUAAAGCUGUGUUUCACUGGAGCUGCAUUGAGGUCUACAGUAGUACUUAUGCAUUUAUUUAUGCAACCACUUGUGCUGUCUAACAUUUACCUUUACCUGGAGCUCCCAUUGGUCAAAUUGUGUAACAGCAUUAUGAAUUAUAAUAAGGGUAAUGUGCACACCAUUACAUCACCGAGGUGUUUAUUGAUAAUUAUUGAAGUGUGUAAUCUGCUGCAUGAGGAGGACAUGUGUGGACGUGAUGACGAGAAGGCAACUGGCUAAUAGAGAGCAACUUCAUGUGGUCGUGACUUCACACCCACAUGUCUCAUUAGAAAAAUAAUGACUUCUGUAUUAUUUAUAUGGAUAGUAUUGUUUCUGCUUUUGGAACUGCAAACUUGCCCCGAAAAAGUGGUCUUGGGAUUUAAUGAUAUUUUUCAAUAUGUAUAUUUUAUUCCUACAAAAUAUGGAUAUAUAUGUCAUUGUCAUCCAGUAGUGACCAUGUGUGUAUUCUUAUAGAGUUAUAACAAAUGAUGAAGUGUAAAUGAAUCGGUCACGGGGGGUGAUGUUACCUCACUGUAUGUGGAGCACUUAUAUGUCCUCUCUGGCACAUUAGCAAUAAACAGUGUGACUUUAUUAGCAGGAGUUAAGGGACAUUACUGAAGACAGUAAGCAUCAGUUUGUUAGUCUGCCUUUAGCUUGAUAGCUAUGGGUUGUGGCAUUGUGUUAGCUUCACUCUGCAGGUAUUAGUGUAAUGAGCUAUACUUCAUCUUUCCAUAAUAUGCACCGUGGCAAUCUCUGUUAGCACUUUGAAGCUAGCUGACAUUGAAUUUAGCUCAUAUAGUCAUUCAAAUGGAUCGUAUUUUGCAUUUUGCAUUUUGCUUUUGCACCGUGCAUGUGCUUAUUCCAUCCCUCCCCUGCUAAAAUGAUCAACCUUUGAAUGCCCGUUGUGUUCAUUCAUUUUGGGUUAGCCACGUCACCUCUGCCAACACUGCACUGCUCUCCUGCUAACUGCUUUUACAUGCUAUGCCGCUCAGCGUCAGGCCUGGGAGUCUGAGCCUGAGUUACUAUAGCAACCUCACAGAAGGACAAAGUAGAGGAGAGGGGGGGGACGAUGCUCACAUACGAAUGGAAGGCGGGAGCAAGCUGGCGGUACUGCUGCCUCUGAUUGGCUGUAGGCGUCCUCUAACCCCGCCCACCCUACUGUGUCAUGAUUAUCAUCAUUUCUGCUGCAAAACCCGUGACUGCUGCUGCUGCUCUCCCUCUCUCACUCUGUAUCUCUGUGUUUAUUGAGUCAUUGUCAGAGAUGCGGUGGUCCAUGUGUAGAGCUCGUGCUGUCACUGAGCGAGGAAUGUUACCAAAGAGAAGACUACUGUUAUAAUAUGACCUCAGAAAGAGUCGUCCAGAGGACAGACUGGCAGGAGUACAGGAAGAUGAAUUGACAAGGAGCUAUAAAUGGAUGGAGGCAUGAGAGGACAGAAUCUGGCACGUUUGCUGAAGCUUUGGAGUGACUGAGGAAAACUAAUGGACAGAGAAGAAAGAAGACAGAGACCAAAGGACACAGACUGACAGGAAAUGGCAGAUUCCAACUGACAUACUGGAUGAGACGGUGAAGAAUUAACAAUGGACAAAAGGACAAUAAAGUGACAACUGAUGACGCAAUUAACGGUCGCGUGGGAUGACACGCAGAAACAGCACCACAACAAAUAUGGAACAUAAUACGCUGACAGUUUGCCGUUGAUGAGGGUGGGACAGGAUGGACAUAUGAUGAGAAUGGGCAGGCUGUCACAAAUAAUGACUGUGUGCCAGCUGGUAACUGCUAAGCAUGCUGGGAUAGCAGAUCUGGACGCUGAGUAACGGACACUAUCGGUAACUAGCAAGACCCCCAGCAACAACCGGUUGCCUCAAAGCAUGCUGGGACAUUGGGUUUGCCGGAGAUGUUACACCUGAGUAUGCUGGGACACUGGAGACAACACAGCUGUCUGUCAGAGCAGUGAGGAUGAACAGACGAGGCCUGACCCGAGGUCAGAGGUUUGUCAAGGCAGACUACUACGAACUGGACUGGUACUAUGAGGAGUGUACUGAUGUACUGUGUGCCGACAGAGUGGGCCAGAUGACGAAGACCUACAGUGACAUCGAUGCUGUCACUCGACUGUUGGAAGAGAAAGAGCGGGAUUUGGAGUUAGCAGCUCGCAUCGGACAGUCGCUGCUGAAGAAGAACAAAGCUCUCAGUGAGAGGAACGAACUGCUGGAGGAGCAAGUAGAGCACAUACGAGAGGAGGUGUCUCAGUUACGUCACGACUUGUCCAUGAAAGAUGAGCUGUUACAGUUCUAUACCAGCGCUGCAGAGGAGAGUGAGGGGGAGUCUAGCACCUCCACACCUGUGCGUCCCAGUGAAAACAACGUGUCAACUCCUAUUUUCUUCCCCCUGGACUCCCUGCAGAAGAAACUCAAAGAUCUGGAGGAAGAGAACAAAUCCUUGCGAUGUGAGGCCAGUCAUUUGGAGACAGAAACUAUUUCCUACGAGGAGAAAGAGCUGCAACUUGUCAACGACUGUGUCAAAGAGCUACGUGAUGCCAACGUGCAGAUUUCCUCUCUGGCUGAAGACCUGGCCAGGAAGACUGAAGACGCCUCCAGACAGCAGGAGGAGAUCACUCACCUCCUCUCCCAGAUAGUAGACCUCCAGAAGAAGGCCAAGAUGUAUGCCGUGGAGAACGAGGAGCUGACUCAGCACUUAGGUGCAGCCAAAGACGCCCAGCGACAACUCACUGCUGAAUUGCGAGAGUUACAGGAUAAGUAUGCAGAGUGCAUGGAGAUGCUUCAUGAGGCUCAGGAGGAGCUGAAGAACCUGAGAAAUAAAACUCUACCACUCAGCACACCGAGGCGUUUCCAUUCUCUGGGUCUGUUCCCAAUGGACUCUCUGGCAGCAGAAAUAGAGGGCACCAUGAGGAAGGAACUUCAGAUGGAUGAUCCAGAUGUAGAAGAGCAGAGACUGCACCCAAAGCGAGUGUUCCAGACGGUGAAAAACCUGAAUCUGAUGCGUCAGCAGCGUUCAUCGCUAGCCCCCUCCCCCCUCAACAUCCCAGGCUCCAAUCGGACGUCGUCCCUCACCUCAGGGCUCUCCAGCAGGGUGGGCACGCCGCGCUCCAACUCCAUUUAUGGUAGCGAGACGGGGAGUGGGAUCAUCCUGGACAACAGGACUAGCAGCAUCCUGGAGGGUCCAGACGACGGGUCAGAGGAUUCCAACAAGCGUCCCCCUGGAACCCCGGGGACCCCUGGCAGCAGGGACCUGGAAGCAGCCCUGCGACGUCUGUCCCUCCGCCGCGACAACUACCUCUCAGAAAAACGCUUCUUUGAGGACGAGAGGGAGAGAAAGCUGGCUUACCUGGCCAAAGAGGACGAAAAGGGAAGUGGAGGCCCCGGGACGCCGACAGAGAGCCUGCUGUCGCUGUGCUCGCAUCCCUCCUUCGGAAGCGUCUGGUCGGGGUACUCCUUCACGGCCAGAUCCUACCUGCCGGAUAAGCUGCAGAUUGUAAAGCCGCUAGAAGGCUCUGCUACCCUCCACGCUUGGCAGCAGUUGGCUCAACCCCACAUGGGCGCUCUGCUGGACGAUCGGCCUGGCGUCGUCACGAAGGGCUUCCGCACGUUAGCACACGAGCAGGAACAGGAAGACGGCUGGCACCUGGACCAACCGGAGGAGGACGAAGUUUCAUGUGACUCGUUUGCUGGCCUGUCAGGAGAGAGCUCUCCUCCCGUGGAUCUGCCUCGUUCUACCUCUUCUCCUACCGUCUGCUGCAUCAAAAAUGGAGACGUCGAUGACGACAGCCAAUCGGACCCAUUGCAAGGGGCUAGAGAAGCGACUCAAGUGAAAGACGGACAUGUUGCAAACAUGCCUCUGUCCUUCUCCUGCCCCUCCCCUGCUUCUUCUCCUCUCCCCUCUUCCUCCGAGAUGAACGGGCACGUGAACCUCAAGGAGCUCCAGGCCUUACAGGCCGCCGCAGUGGACCGUAUGCCUGUUCAUUUCCCAGGGAAGUGUAUGUCUCAAACCAGCUCUACAUACACCUACACCACCUGCAGGAUCCUCCACCCUUCUGAUCAGCUGACCUCAGUGUCCCCGAGCUCAGCUCUAUCCUCUUGUCAGAGCAGUGCUUGCAUCGGCACCCCCACGACCACCCCCUCUCCUAUACCCUUCUCUGCCCCAGCUACACCCUCCUACACCCCCUCCUACACUCCUACCUGCUGCACCCCCUGCUGCACUCCACGCCGCCUCUCCCUCUCCCUCUCACUAGCCGAGUCCUCCACCAACCUUCGGGACUCCACCAAGACCACCAGCACCUCCCUGGGCCUGGUGCGCCUCCUGCUAGAGCACGGGAUCUCCGCCUCAGUGUAUGACCCCCGCAGCUGGGACCGAGGGCUAGAUGUCAGCGGAGCCUCGACUCCCGUGGGAGGAGCGCAAGCGCAGAGGAUCACCGACACGCCGGAGGAGACUGAACACAGACGAUCGAUGAAACGCCCAGACACCCUCCUCCUCCUUCAGCCCUCCACCCCGCCCAACUCCCCUCGCUCCAAAUCUGCCUCUUCUACCAACACCCGCACACUUUUUCAGUUCAGCCCUUCAACCGAUGACCCGCCGUUUUACGACACCUUCCUCGCCUCGAAGCCAGCUCGUACCAUUCUGAGGGAAGUGCUGGGGGAGGUGGAGAGGGAGCGAGGGGGGCAAACGGAUGACGACAGCCAAACAGAGAAGCUGAACCUGCGACUUGUGGACAAGCUGAAACGUUUCCGCACCCUCCCCCAUCACGCUGGUUCGGCUUCAUCUGGGAGUACUCUAUUAGCCCCCUUUGGCUCUACUGGACUGGGGAACAGCGCACUGGGUGGGGGGCUUCCAGGUUUGAAUGCAGGGCUGAGGAGGAACCGAAGCUAUCCUGCCAUGGUAGGGGCCAGCAUGGCCAUGAAAGACCCAGGAGGCCCCCCCAGCACAGAGAUAGUCCUACCACAUACGAUGCAAACCACACAUACCAAACACAGCGUGCACACGCAGGAAAUGCAAACUAAUCACACACUGGCCAUACACAUACCACAGACACUACAUGAACUGGAAACAGUCACACCACAGACGGUGAAACGGAGACACAUUAGGCCAAACGACGGACUGUGGCAUUCAACAAGCAAUGACCAACACAGUGAUGAUGAAACUGGGACAUAAUGGGAGAUAUCCAGUGUACUAGCUCAUAUUACAACAAUAACAUUUUACACUAUACAACAUUAUACAUGUGCAAAACCAAAAACCCUACACAACUAUAUAGACAUCCUUCAGCUAUCCACAGACCAAACAGUACAACUAAACAAUACGUCCUCUCUCCUAACCUCCUGACACGGUUACACUGUGUUCUACUCAUAUACCGUCAGACCAGACUAAUGAUGAUGGAGUACGUUGCCUUCCUCUGUGUCAUUGUAAUUGUAUAUUGUAUAUGCAAUAUACUGUGUUAUAUAUAGUAUAAUAUUAAAGGCCCAAUCUGGUGGAAGCACUGCAGAGAUUUCCCACAACCCUUUUUCAGUCUCAUUUCCCUUCUUUAACACACGAGUUUUAAAUGUACGAUACUGGCCUGAAUAAUAUAACAUGAUGAAGAAAUGGGGGCCGUAUAUUCCGCGACUACAUAGUUAUGCAUUCAGUCAGCAGAUGUUUACGGUUACUGGGCUUAAGAUGCUGUGUCAUGGGUCCUUUUUAACCUUAAUGUCGCUAGGCUAGCAAGUUCCAUCAAGGCACUGCAACACAAACAUCUCGAGAGAGCGUUUCCCCCAUUAAAGACCAUCAUAAACAACAAGUCUGUAAAGUGGUUGACAGUAAACAAGGUCUUUGUAGUCUUUGGCUUGUUAAUUAAAGGACCAGUGUGUAGGAUUUAGGGGGAUCUAUUGGCAAUAUAAUAUUCAGUUGGUUUCAAUCUGCAACCUCACCGCUAGAUGCCACUAAACCCUACACACUGCUCCUUCAAAUAGUUUAUACUAUAAACUAUAUAAACUUUGUCAGAGUGCACAAAGGGACUAUUUUGUGCGUCACGUCAUCUCAGUUUGAGCUGAGACUAAGAACUGAGAGACUAACGUUUAAGCCAACCAGGAAGACAAAUUCUCUCCCAUUGUAAAGAGUCCUAUUCAUAGAAAUAGAAUAGGAGUAGAACGGACAUUGAGCUGUUUUCCAUGCUCAUUUGACCAGUACAAAAGAAAAUGGCAAUUGUUGUUAGUUGUUAUGGUGACAACAGAACGCACCGUAAAGUCUGUAAAGUGUGGUCGCAGCUCGCCGUGAAGAGAGCGGACGCAGCUCUGGAAAUAGAUGGCUGGCUAGUUAGCUUGUUAGCUUGUCCCUUAGGCAGAGGGACGGUUGGACCCGGCGCUGCCACUGGCCACCAGCCCACUGGCCACCAGCAGCCCACUGGGCUGGCCCACUGGCCACCAGCAGCCCACUGGUCUGGCCCACUGGCCACCAGCCGACUGGGCUGGCCCACUGGCCACCAGCAGCCCACUGGGCUGGCCCACUGGCCACCAGCAGCCCACUGGGCUGGCCCACUGGCCACCAGCCCACUGUUCAGCUCGUUUUCUGAAACCAGUGUAGCAAUAAAGCAUGGCGGAAUUAGCAUGCUAGCUAACCAGCCAGCUGUCCACUAGUUAGCUAGCUAGCUAAUUCCAGCAUGCUUUAAUGCUACACUGGUUUCAGGAAACGAGCUGAACAAAGUUGUCCCUCAUCUGGAGAUAGCAAUGUGCUUUCCUCCGCUGUGACCAGAGUGUGUGGAUGAAGCAUUAAGUUGUUCUAUUGAACUUUUGUAUUUCCUCUGGCUCUCUGUGCUUCGUAACAUUACUUGUUUUAGUCAUUACUGCAAAUGCGACUUGCAGUUAGUGGGUUUAGUUUAUACGGUCCGUUAGUCCGCUACAACAGACGCAAUGGCAACAUACAUGAAACAGGUCAAAAUGGCCACCACUCUGACCAUCCUGCUACGUUGAUUUGAAUGGGAAUGUCUGUUCUACUCCUAUUCUAUUUCUAUGGUCGUAGUAAAGAUGGCUGUGAAUCAUGAAUGGUGCUAGACUAUUACCAGAGCCUUUAUUAAGACGUACCAUUCUAUUAUAGACUGUAGUGUAUUUUGAUUUAAAUGUGGCAACACAUUGAACAAGGUUCACUUCCCCUCCUUGUUUCAUUCAAAGUGCACAACAUUGUCAUCUUAUAUUCGGGCCACUAUGGUAUUUUUAAGUCCUUAACUAACUGCACUGGAGUUAAAUGGAAGUUAUCUCGUCACAUGCAGUGGCAUUGGCACUAGAGAUUAUUUUCUACGAGCGACUCUUUUUUCUUCCUCUCUGUAUGUAUGUGUCUGUGUUUUCAAAAAGAAUCCAGAUUGGGACUUUAAUGUGAGAUCUCGCUGUGACUCACUGUUCUUAUGUGCCUGAAAACAGUUAACAUACUGUAUCUCAUUGGGUUUGCAUUAUUUCAUUACUUUAUUAUUUGAAUUCAGUAGAGAGAGUAAAUGAGAAUAAUUGUGCAGAUUAAUGAACCUGCUGAGGGGCUCACACAUGCUCAUUUAUGUCUAUUUUUGGCUCUUUGUUUUCGUCUCCUAAUGAGUGUGGGUUCAUUUAUAAUCCAGCGGGACAUGUAGCGUAUUACAGAAUACAGUAAUACAGAACCGGUCCAGCGACACAGACACCUUUUAAAACACUGACAAGAGGCAGACCUUUUCCUUUGGAUCACAUGAAUAAUAAUUGACACCGUAUAAUUUAUUUUGUCAAAAUCAAACAAGCGUGUGGAUGAAGAAAAAGCAAUAUUAAGCGUUAUAAAACGUUUCUGAAUGUAACUGUAGAAGGAAUGACUUGAAAUAUCCAAAUGUUGGUUUUAAGAGCAAGAGGUUGAUCUUUUAUCAGUUUGUUGGUAUCACUGACCCAGUUCCAGUGUCCACCCUCGGGAACGCCCCGACAUCUUGUACACUUUUACGUAAAUCUUAGCAAGCUAUAUUUGAAAUGAGAGCAACACUAUCAACCUUUAUUAGAAAUAUGACCCUGCACACACUUUACUGGCCACAUUAAGAUGGAUCCCCAGCACCCUCAUGCUGAUCAUGUUGGUGUCAGUUCAAGUUGGACAUUGGGACGGGGCCACCGACCGACUGACUGACUGACUGACUGGCUGACUGUCAGAGAAUGAAUGGCUGGCUCUGACGCUGGCAGUGAUCUGUUGAAAUCCUUAAUGAUUAAGGGGUUAAACUAGCAAUGUUAUUGAGUGAGAGAUUAAUAAAUAUAUUUAUGAAAUACUUGCAUUAUUAGAAGCACGCAUAUAACUGAUUGUCCAUUGUACAUGUUUAAGUGAAAGACUUUUUGCAGAUUGUAUUUAUAUUUUUAACAUCAUUUUUUCAAGGGACAGUUUGUGUUCUUACGGUUAAAUGACGCUAGCAGCUUCAUAGAAACAUUUCCAUUUAAAACAAUUGGUACGGUUAGCUGUCUGCAAGCUUACAGUACAUCAAUGCUGCCCAAAAACAAUCUCCAGUGUUUAACAAUGAUACUAAGUGCUAAGACUGAAGGGACGAGUAGUUGGUGUGUUUGUGUGUGUGUGCUUGCCUUUCUGUGCGUCAAUCAUCUGAAUGUAAGCAGUAAUCCUGCUGUAGGGCCAUAUAUCUGUACAGUUUGUUGAUUUAUCUUCAGUUUGUGUUAACCUCAGAAGGAAAACUAUUAUCACACUGUAAAUGUAUGCAACACAUAUAGUCAUGCUAACUUUGUUUUUAAAAAAGAGAUAAACUGUAACAGUAGAAAACAAGAAUACAGGGAUUUAAGUUGUUUAUUUUCAGUAAAAAGGGAAAGAAACUUUUCUGUUCAGGGACUGAAGUGUUCUAUUCUACAGAACAGACUACCGUCAAUAAAAAUGAAAACACAGA
Messenger RNA from Sebastes umbrosus (honeycomb rockfish), 9804 nucleotides. RefSeq names its product trafficking protein, kinesin binding 1a (gene trak1a). Gene Ontology annotation, molecular function: GABA receptor binding. The coding region runs from base 2904 to 6110 and encodes 1068 amino acids. The transcript has 15 exons. Gene Ontology annotation, biological process: endosome to lysosome transport; anterograde axonal transport of mitochondrion; neurogenesis. Gene Ontology annotation, cellular component: dendrite. The record is from RefSeq and is a predicted model, not a curated record. NCBI's taxonomy places the organism in Eukaryota, Metazoa, Chordata, Actinopteri, Perciformes, Sebastidae.